Messenger RNA from Saccostrea echinata, 906 nucleotides. RefSeq lists its product as uncharacterized. Lineage: Eukaryota; Metazoa; Mollusca; Bivalvia; Ostreida; Ostreidae. The record is from RefSeq and is a predicted model, not a curated record. The transcript has 6 exons. The coding region runs from base 1 to 906 and encodes 301 amino acids.
AUGAACUCAACUGAAGAGUGCUGGUUCAUAGUGGGAGAAAACAAAGAGUAUGCAAAUAUAAGCCAAUUGAAUCUGGCUUCGAAUAAACCAACAUGGCAAGCAAACCCGUAUGAACCAGGAAACAGUAUAUUCCACUCCAGCAAUGCAGUAGACGGAUUGAAAUCUGACCGCAGAGGACAUGGCGGACAGUGUGCUAAAUCAGCUGAUAAAUACAGAACAGCCACCUGGUGGGUAAACCUGACAGGAGUCUACAGCAUUCAUGACAUAAGGAUUUAUCCUAGGACUGAUAAUCGGAAGUGGAGUAGAAGACUCCUGGGGUUUUAUGUAUAUGUGUCAAACACAACUAACCGACGAGAUGGUUACCUAUGUUUCCGAGACACAAAUUAUACCAUAUCAACGAUACCGGAUGUCCUCAAUAUAACAUGUCCUGUACAUGGGCAAUAUGUCAUCUACUAUAAUGAAAGACUUUCCAAAGUUAAAUAUCCUGAUGGAUACUCCAGUAAGGCAUACAACGAUCUCUGUGAAGUGGAGGUUUAUGGAUGUAGAACUGGAUAUUACGGAUCUAAUUGUUCUCUCCUCUGUCCAUACAAUUGUCGUUAUUGUCACAUAGAGACAGGAGAAUGUUCAUGGUGUAGACCCGGGUAUCAGGGAUAUCAAUGUGAAUCUGUUCAAACAGAAGAAGAAUCAUAUUGGCAGUUUAGAUUUUAUAUCAUGUUCGGUGCUUUCUUUGUUGCAGUGACAGCUAAUGUAGUCUUAAUUACUUAUAUCUGUCAGAAGGGGCGACAAAGGGGAACAACGCAUAUCCUGACGACAAAAGAGAAAUGCAAUCCUGUAAAAAGUAAACCGAUUUAUGAAAAUGAUGAAGGAAAUACCAAUGACUGUUAUCAGGAACUAACGGAAAUGUGA